This is a messenger RNA of Planococcus citri (citrus mealybug), 3107 nucleotides long. RefSeq names its product kurtz (gene krz). Gene Ontology annotation, molecular function: G protein-coupled receptor binding. The record is from RefSeq and is a predicted model, not a curated record. Bases 523 to 1854 code for a protein of 443 amino acids. The transcript is spliced from 15 exons. Gene Ontology annotation, cellular component: cytoplasm. NCBI's taxonomy places the organism in Eukaryota, Metazoa, Arthropoda, Insecta, Hemiptera, Pseudococcidae. Gene Ontology annotation, biological process: G protein-coupled receptor internalization; signal transduction.
AUCUCCGGCGCUACGAGUACGAGUGCGACGGAAAUUCAUUAGAGAAGAAGGUACACAAAACAUUAUUGUGCUAAACAGACAUGUAUUAAGUCGAAUUUUCACACCGAGUCGAAUUUAAUAUCACUUUAUUUACGUCCGUAGUGCAAUUGCGAACUUUAAUACGCGUUUUUUCAGUUUCGGUAUCUGUGCGAUUAAUUUUUCUACCAAUUUGUUUUCGUCCAGAGUUCCUCAAAACACCUCGUCAACUACUCGGAAAUAUUAACCUGUUGUGCAGUUUGCUACUCGAUCGAGAUGCAUUUAUCAAGCAGUAAUUGGAUCUAGGUGAGUUCUGGUUGAAUUUGCACGGUGUAUUGAGUAGAAAUAAGUGAAGAUGAAAAUGCCCAAGUGUUGAAAUAGAACCGAGGAACAGAUCCGACCAGGCUUAGUACAGCACACGCUCUCAGGAAUUAAUUCCAUCUAGAGCGGCGACGGCGGUGACAACAGCGCCGGAUUCGUAGAAAGGCGAAAAACUCGUACUAAAACAUGGACGACGCUGCUGGAAAAAAGCAAGCUACUAGAGUUUUCAAGAAAAGUUCACCAAAUGGAAAGAUCACCGUGUACCUGGGUAAACGAGAUUUCGUCGACCAUGGCGACCAUAUUGAUCCAAUCGACGGAGUGGUGCUUAUUGACGAAGAUUACAUGAAAGAUAGAAAAGUUUUCGGCCAUAUUUUGGCCGCUUUUCGAUAUGGCCGAGAAGAUUUGGAUGUACUCGGGUUGACAUUCCGAAAGGAAUUAUUUCUAGCCGCCGAACAAAUCUACCCACAGAAACAAACGCCAGAACGACCACUAACCAGAUUACAAGAAAGACUAAUGAAGAAACUAGGCACUCACGCGUUCCCAUUCUACUUCGAAUUACCGGCGCAUAGUCCGACUUCGGUGACUUUGCAACCGGCUCCGGGCGAUACGGGUAAACCAUGCGGAGUCGAUUAUGAACUUAAAGCAUUCGUAGGCGAAUCAGUGGACGAUAAACCGCACAAAAGAUCGCAGCAGAAGGCGUUGCAAUCGACUUCGGAAGAUGAACAUUCAUCCUCAUUAAAUUCAGUAAGAUUAGCGAUUAGAAAAAUAAUGUACGCGCCCAGCAAACAAGGCGAACAACCGUCCAUCGAAGUUAGCAAAGAAUUCGUCAUGAGUCCGAAUAAAUUACAUUUGGAAGCAUCUUUAGAUAAAGAGUUAUAUUACCACGGAGAAAGCAUUAACGUUAACGUGCACAUAGCAAAUAAUUCCAACAGAACGGUUAAAAGAGUUAAAGUUUCCGUUAGACAAUUCGCCGAUAUUUGUAUUUUUUCGAUGGCCCAAUACAAAUGUACAGUAGCUGAAGUUGAGAGCGACGCCGGUUGUCCGGUCGGUCCAGGGUUUACCUUGUCCAAAGUGUACACGGUGAAGCCAACUUUAAUGAAUAAUAAAGAUAAACGAGGCCUCGCAUUGGACGGCCAAUUAAAACACGAAGAUACAAAUUUAGCUUCGUCUACCAUAAUUACCGAUGGAAUACCUAAAGAAAAUCUCGGCAUUGUUGUUCAGUAUAAAGUCAAAGUUAAACUAUGUUUGGGUCCUUUAGGAGGAGAUUUAGUAGCAGAACUUCCAUUCACGUUGAUGCAUCCGAAACCGGAAGAAGAAGCGCCGUUAAUUUCACUAUCUCCGGCACCGAAUGGCAACGCAGAAAGUGAUAACAUUAGCGAUUCGUGUACAAUUCCUAUUGAAGAUAAUUUAAUACAACUCGAUACCGACUGCGACGAUAAACCAGGAGACGCGGACGACGACAUAAUCUUCGAAGAUUUCGCACGUCUACGAUUAAAAGGCUCCGAUGGAGAUGCUUAGUCGAUCGUUACAACGUAUAAUAUUAUUAAUUAUUAUUAUAUUAUUUCAUUGUUGCUGUGGUAUUAGCGUCGUUGUCAUCGCCGCCAUCGCCAUCGCCACCGCCGCCGUUCCGAAAAAAUCUCUUAUCAACGUGAAAAUACCUAUCUUAUAAUUAAUUAAUUACCCAUUUAACGCGGCCCAUCUUCUGAAACAAUUGGCCAUCGACUGAUAAUCGAAUCACAAGUGAAGGCCGGUGCAGAGAUAUAUACUUAGAUAAUUUUCGCAAUUGCAAUUGGGAUUCAUAUUCGUAUACCUUUGUGUGGAAUCGGGUUGCACUUUUACAAGAUAUUUAUUACCACUUUUUAUAUUUUUCUUGAUGAAAAUCUUUCCAUGUUCUGAAUGAUAAAAUAUGUAUAAGUAAAAAUUACCAUUGAAUUUUCUGCAAAAAAAAAAAAAAAUGACCAGUGUUGUGAAGUUCACAACUACAUUUAUGCUGCAAGGAUGUGGGUUUUAAAUGAAUCGAUGUUUCGAAUUCGUUAUUUAUUUUCUCGAAUUGAUUUUAUUUAUUUUUACGAACAAAAACAACGAUUUUCGUUACGAAAAUGUUUAAUUUUUCCAUAUUAUAAUAAGUACGUGGAAUUCGGUUAUACUUACUUUAUUUAAUGUCCGUCGACUGGACUUACACGAUCGUUGUUUUUUUCCUUAAUUUAUUCGCGUGCUGCUGGAAGAACAGCGAACAUUUUCGUAACGCUAUAAAUAAUAAAAAAUAAACUGCCUCGAGUGAAAAUAAACUGAGAAAAAAAUUGAAAUAAUCGCACAAAGAAAAACUGUUUUAUAAUUGGCUUUUUAAUAAUUGUUUUUAUCGUUUGUUUUUGAUUUUAUUUUUCUUCGUUUAUAUAUUCUCGAUGUGUUAAUUUCUACCAGAAUAAUGUGUAUAAAAAAAAUGCAUUUUUAUUACAUAAAAAAAAAACUAAUUUCCAUUUCAUGUAUUUUAUCGAAACUCAAAUUCACUAGUCUUAAUAUCAUGAAUUUUUUUGUAUUUUUAUUUAUUAUAUCACUUAUUUACAUUACUAUUCUGUAUUCUGUUAUACGUCGAUUGUUUUAUCAAAUUUAUUUUUAGUUUUUAUGUGUAUUUUUCCUUCAUUUUAUUUUCCUCUUUUUUUUUACCUACCUACCUACCUACCUACCUACUGUUUUAUUUAUUUUACAACAAUUCUUGUAAAACGGACACGAUUUUAAUGGAAUAAAUUACGUGGCUCUCUUUGAUGUUUAAA